This is a messenger RNA of Fusarium sp. VM40, 981 nucleotides long. The record is from the annotation of a GenBank genome assembly. Lineage: Eukaryota; Fungi; Ascomycota; Sordariomycetes; Hypocreales; Nectriaceae.
AUGUCUAAACGACCAGGAGAAGAGUCCCUUGGGGACGAAGAACCACGCAAGCGCGUGCAUUUACUCAGUACAACAUCGGUCGCCUCUCUCGCCCCAGGGAUCUCGCGCUGGACUUCUGCAGAUAUCCCCGAUGGCUUACCACCUCUGCCUCCGAUCAGCGCAGAGCUUGGAGAAGAAGUUUUCAGACACCCCGGACUCGGAGGUCCUAAUUAUGAGACUUUGGAGUGGUACGGCGAUUCUGUCCUCGAGAUGGUAUCUACAGAACUCGUGUUCGAGACCUUUCGGCAUUAUCUUCCCGCCGGUCGAUGUAGUCAAGUUCGCGAACAGUUGGUGCGCAACCUCACGCUCGCAGACUACUAUCGACAAUACGGCAUGCAGCAUAAGACUCAACUCCCCAAGCAUUUGGGCUCUAUGGCCGACUUAAUACAUCACAAAGGCAGAAACAGGGAUGUCAUCAAGAUUCAAGGCGACAUUUUUGAAGCUUACGUUGGCGCAGUCGUCAAAUCAGAUGCUCAGCACGGAAACACAAACGUUGUCGCCUGGCUCAAGGCGCUCUGGAGCCGCACAAUCAAGGAUCAAAUUAAUCAAGCAGAGAGACAACACGAAGCCUCCUCUCUGGCAAUCCGAAAGCAGCCACCUACACAUGAACAAUUACCCGCACAAACACUAAACGCGAAGAUGCGACUUUCAAGCGCCGUUGUGGUUAGAGACAUCAAGCUUCGCUAUGAAGACAUGCCGUGUAAGAAGAAGGAUAAGAACCUAAAUUUGCCGCUUUUUGCUAUAGGCGUCUAUAUGGACGGAUGGGGGGAAACAAACAAGCUUCUAGGUAUCGGCACGGCAUUGGGGAAGAAAGAAGCAGGCGAAAAGGCGGCGACUGAAGCACUGGAAAACCGGAAGCUUAUCAAAGUCUACGAAACCAAGAAAAGGGCGUGGAUGGAGGAGGCACGAAGUAACAAGUCCAAGAAGGAAGCAAAUGAGUGA